AUUUUGUGUUAGUGUGAUGUCGGCUAUGGCUUUUUAAAUUAUUCUAUAUGAGGUAAUUACCAGAGUAAAAGCGGUGUUGGUAUCUUUAAUACUGAGUUUUUACGAUUUGAUCACUUAUUUUGCAAUAAUAUUUUUUCUUUUUGCCAAGUGUCGUACUGUUACAUUUAUGAAUAAAGAGAAUGUCAUUAAUGCUGCAGAGUUCACACAUUCUAAGAAGGCUGUCUACCAUGCCCAAUAAGUUAGUUGACUGCAGCUUUUAUUUCAACAGUAUCUGCACCAAGGGAGAUAGAUGUGCCUAUCGCCACUGUGAAGUUGCUCGCGAAUGUGAAAUAGUGUGCACUGAGUGGAACAAUGGAAGGUGCACAGAUGCAAACUGUCAGUUCAGGCACCCACAGACUGAAGAUAAAAGAAGCCGAAUUCAAUGCUUUUAUGAAGAGCAGCCUGGUGGCUGCUGUCAGCUCAGUUGUCCUUACUACCAUAAGAAGCCACGACUAGAACGGAAGCACAUUCAGUGCAUUUGGGACACAAAGCCUACUGGGUGCCAAAAUAUCAAUUGUGCAUUUCUUCAUCGAAGGCCACGUUUCAUUGGUGGUGCUUGUCUGCCUCCAAGUUUGGUUCCUCAGGAUAACUCACUAAUAGAAAUACAAAUAAAAAUGAUAGACAAGAUUCGGAGUGAAGAGGCUGCAAGGGAAGAGACCUCAGUUUUAAUUCAGGCUAAGAAUGAAACUGAUCUAAAUGAAUUUGAUGCACCUGAACGACCUGCUGGACUGAGACUGACGCAUCAUAGUGAGGAACACAGAAAGAAAAGGAAACAGAACUCGCUGGAGUUGGAAAGUGAGGAAGUGGAUCAUUUUUCAGAGACAAGUAAGAAGCAAAAGACUGAAGCUACAUUUAGUAGCCAACAAGGCAAAUCCAUAUCUCUUGAAUAGCUUCAGGUUAAAACACCCAGCUCCAAGCCAGGUCUACAUCCCGGAUGAUGCUUGUGAUUGGGGAAUGGGAGAGCUGGUGGAGGAAAGACGACUGAGUAGCCAUCAGCUCACCCAUCUUUGGGAGGGGGCAACUUGGUUCACUGCGGGACCCACUGUGGAGGCUGUCAUGUAGUACCACCAUUCACCGGAUAAGGAAGUGAUGCAAGGGUACUGGAGGUUGUUAAACUGUGCAAAAAAAAAAAAUCCUGACUGCUGCCUAUGUGACAGUUUCCCUGAAACUACUUAAUAGGAGGACUGAUGGUAAACCACCAUGGGGAGAAAGAUCUCGCCUCAAAGUCUGUUUAAAAUAUUUUAGUUUUGCAGACCUUAUUGUAAAUAUGAAUAUCCAGUGUAAAUAUGUAAA
Messenger RNA from Protopterus annectens (West African lungfish), 1332 nucleotides. Its product is annotated as zinc finger CCCH domain-containing protein 11A-like. Bases 180 to 929 code for a protein of 249 amino acids. The record is from RefSeq and is a predicted model, not a curated record. Gene Ontology annotation, molecular function: metal ion binding. The transcript is spliced from 5 exons. NCBI's taxonomy places the organism in Eukaryota, Metazoa, Chordata, Ceratodontiformes, Protopteridae.